This is a messenger RNA of Phyllostomus hastatus (greater spear-nosed bat), 2555 nucleotides long. RefSeq names its product glucokinase (gene GCK). Gene Ontology annotation, cellular component: mitochondrion; cytosol. Gene Ontology annotation, molecular function: glucokinase activity; D-glucose binding; ATP binding. The record is from RefSeq and is a predicted model, not a curated record. The transcript has 10 exons. Bases 543 to 1919 code for a protein of 458 amino acids. Lineage: Eukaryota; Metazoa; Chordata; Mammalia; Chiroptera; Phyllostomidae. Gene Ontology annotation, biological process: intracellular glucose homeostasis; glucose 6-phosphate metabolic process; glycolytic process.
CCGCGCAGCAGGAUGCCCCAGCACACACCUGGUCCCUGCACACCUGGCCACAGCAGGAAGAAGUGUCAGGUGGUGGCUGCGUCCUGGGAAGCAGGUUGGGGUGUGAAACAGUCACCUUCGGCCUAAUUACUCCAACGCUGCCUCAGCCACAGGAAGGGACCGGAGAUUUUCCGCUGAGAUUUUCUGCGUAGAGGCCACCACACUGCCCAGCUCAGCGCAGCCCGGAGAGAAAACUGACCAACCCCGGGGCCCGGUGAUGGCCCUGGCCUGAGGAGGCCUCUGUGGGGAAGGGCCCCAGCGGUGGCCCUGAGCACAAGGCUCGAGGGCUCGCUGGGGACGAUGAAGAGCAGGAAGCUCUGUGACUGAAGCUCCAGCCAGAGAGCAGCUGAAGUGGACCCUGUUUUCCCAGACGCCAGGGCCCGCGUGACCCCCGGUGCGGAGGAGUCUUGGGACGUUCCUGCCCGGAGCCCUGCUGGGGAACGCGGAGGGGUCCCAGCUCGCCCGAGCUGGCCGCCGGGCCUGUGCCGGAUGACAGUGCUGGGAUGGAGAGCGCCAUGAAGGAAAAGGCGGAGCAGAUCCUGGCGGAGUUCCGGCUGCAGGAGGAGGACCUGAAGAAGGUGAUGAGGCGGAUGCAGAAGGAGAUGGCCCGGGGCCUGCGGCUGGAGACUCACGAGGAGGCCAGUGUGAAGAUGCUGCCCACCUACGUGCGCUCCACACCUGAAGGCUCAGAAGUCGGGGACUUCCUGUCGCUGGACCUGGGCGGCACCAACUUCAGGGUGAUGCUGGUGAAGGUGGGCAAGGGUGAGGAGGGCCACUGGAGCGUGAAGACCAAGCACCAGAUGUACUGCAUCCCCGAGGACGCCAUGACGGGCACGGCUGAGAUGCUCUUCGACUACGUCUCCGAGUGCAUCUCCGACUUCCUGGACAAGCAUCAGAUGAAGCACAAGAAGCUGCCCUUGGGUUUCACCUUCUCCUUUCCCGUGAGGCACGAAGACAUCGACAAGGGCAUCCUGCUCAACUGGACCAAGGGCUUCAAGGCCUCGGGAGCGGAAGGGAACAACAUCGUGGGGCUCCUGCGAGACGCCAUCAAGCGGAGGGGGGACUUUGAGAUGGACGUGGUGGCGCUGGUGAACGACACGGUGGCCACGAUGAUCUCCUGCUACUACGAAGACCGCCAGUGUGAGGUUGGCAUGAUUGUGGGCACCGGCUGCAACGCCUGCUACAUGGAGGAAAUGCACAACGUGGAGCUGGUGGAAGGGGAGGAGGGCCGCAUGUGCGUCAACACCGAGUGGGGCGCCUUCGGGGACGCGGGCGAGCUGGACGAGUUCCUGCUGGAGUACGACCGCAUGGUGGACGAGAGCUCCCUGAACCCCGGCCAGCAGCUGUACGAGAAGCUCAUCGGCGGCAAGUACAUGGGUGAGCUGGUGCGGCUCGUGCUGCUGAAGCUGGUGGAUGAGAACCUGCUCUUCCGCGGGGAGGCCUCGGAGCAGCUGCGCACGCGCGGAGCCUUCGAGACGCGCUUUGUGUCGCAGGUGGAGAGCGACUCUGGCGACCGCAAGCAGAUCUACAACAUCCUGCGCACGUUGGGGCUGAGGCCCUCGGCCACGGACUGCGACAUCGUGCGCCGCGCCUGUGAGAGCGUGUCCACGCGCGCCGCGCACAUGUGCGCCGCGGGGCUGGCAGGCGUCAUCAACCGCAUGCGCGAGAGCCGCAGCGAGGACGUCAUGCGCAUCACCGUGGGCGUGGACGGCUCGGUGUACAAGCUGCACCCCAGCUUCAAGGAGCGGUUCCACGCCAGCGUGCGCAGGCUGACACCCAGCUGCGAGAUCACCUUCAUCCAGUCCGAGGACGGCAGCGGCCGGGGCGCGGCUCUGGUCUCUGCGGUGGCCUGUAAGAAGGCCUGCAUGCUGGGCCAGUGACAACAGCAGGGGCCUGGCCAGGAGGCGGCGGCGGCAGCAUCGCUGGGCCUGAGAGCCAGGGCACAGCGCCACCCACCCCCACUGCCACAGCCACUGGGAUGACCGACCGGAUACAGGAAAGGCCCGCAGAGAAGGCCCGCGCCCCAGGCAGGCCGGUGCUGCCUGAGUCUGUAGUGGGAUGGCCCUAGGACCCUGACCAGGCUGCGGGCUCCAGGAGCAGGAAUGGAGACCCCACGUCUUUGUGGUUCUGCUGGAAUCAGCCACCAGAGGGGACUGGUUCUCUCAGGACUUUGCUGCAAACCUGCGCUAUGUCUGGGAGCUUUCAGCUUGGUUUGGCCAAGCCCAGGCCCCGCUGGGGGUGGGGGGGUGGUUUCUCUGGACCCUGCUGGGGCUGCGGUCCCCAGAGGCCUGAGGAUGGCAGCCCCUUCCCUCCCAGGCUGCCAUCCCCGAGUGCUCUGUGGUUCUGGGAUGGACUUUCACAGGAGGAACCAGAGACGGGCCCCCCCCAGGCCCCCAAAGUCUGAGCGUCCAGGGAGAGGAGGACACCCCCACGGGGCUGCCACACGGGGGCAGCACUCGGCCCCACCCCUCUUCUCACCAGACCUCCACGCGCCACGCGGGCCCCUUCAUGCCCAG